GACAGCUUAGACAUACUAUAGCAGGCACAGAACAUUUGCUAUGGAGAGCAGCAAAUGGCUAGCAGCGGUGGCUAGCAUAUGGAUCCAGUGCAGCAGCGGCGCAUCAUACGCCUUCGGCAUCUACUCCCCUGUGCUCAAGUCCACCCAAUUUUACGAUCAAUCAACUCUCGACACCGUCUCUGUUUUCAAAGAUAUCGGCGCCAACGCCGGAAUUCUCUCCGGCCUCCUUUAUACCGCUGUCGCCGCCAAGCCUAGAUCCGGCCGAGGACGAUUCUCAUUUCUCCACGGCGGGCCAUGGAUCGUACAUCUGGCUGGGGCUAUCCAGUGCUUUGCCGGUUAUUUCUUCAUGUGGCUUGCCGUCACCGGAACCAUAAAGAGGCCGCCUGUGACUGUUAUGUCCCUGUUCAUGUUCAUUGCUGCUCAUGCUCAGACUUUCCUUAAUACGGCUAAUGUUGUUGCGGCCGUUCAAAAUUUCCCGGACCAUAGUGGCACUAUUGUGGGUAUCAUGAAGGGUUUUCUUGGUUUGAGUGGAGCAAUUCUAAUACAAGUGUAUCAGACCAUAUUUAAUAACAACCCAAGCUCGCUGAUAUUGAUGCUUGCAUUACUUCCUACUAUAGUCACUCUGAUGCUCAUGUUUUUGGUGACAGUCCAUGAGACACCUUCAAGAAAUGAGGAGAAAUAUUUACAGGGCUUCUUAUUGGUUUCUUUAGUUAUUGCUGCAUAUCUUCUGUUCUUACGGAUUUUGGAGAACGUCUUUGUCUUCCCAGAAUGGGCAAAGAUCAUUACAUUAUUGGUUCUCUUUGCUCUUCUCUGUUCUCCUAUUAGUGUUGUAGUCAAGGCCCAAAGCGUUGAUCUAGAGAGACUGCCGCCAUCAGUCACAUCUUCUACCUCUCUAUUGAUAGAUGAACCUGAAUGGGAGAGUUCUGAUAAAUUGGCUGUUGAGAAUAUUAUGGAUUAUGAUGAAGUGCCAACAGAUACAGUCCAGCGAAAGGCUAGCUCUAUCUUGCAGCCUGAUGAACAAAAAAAUUUGUGGCAAGCCAUGUGCACCAUAGACUUUUGGCUUCUAUUUGUCGCGAUGAUAUGUGGGAUGGGAUCCGGACUGGCCACGAUAAAUAACAUUAGCCAGAUUGGGGAAUCACUUGGUUACACAACAUUGGCAAGAAGUACAUUAGUUUCACUUUGGAGUAUAUGGAAUUUUCUUGGCCGUCUUGGAGCUGGAUAUGUAUCAGAUAUAUUUCUGCUCAGGAGAGGGUGGCCAAGGCCAUUAUUCAUGGUCUUUACUCUAGCAGCAAUGACUGGUGGCCAUGUGAUUAUCGCUUCAGGUUUUCCCGGAAAUUUAUAUGUGGGUUCACUGCUAGUAGGUGUUUGCUAUGGGUCGCAGUGGUCAUUGAUGCCUACCAUAAGUAAAGAGAUAUUUGGUGUGGUCCAUAUGGGUACAAUUUUCAACACAAUCGCCAUAGCUAGUCCAGUGGGCUCUUAUGUUCUUUCUGUCAGAGUAAUCGGCUAUAUAUAUGACAAAGAGGCAUCAGGAGAAGGAAAUUCAUGCUUUGGUACUCACUGCUUCAUGUUAUCUUAUUUCAUAUUAGCAUCAGUAAGUCUUUUUGGAGUUGUAGUUGCCUUGGCAUUGUUUUAUAGGACAAGAAGGUUCUAUUCUCGUGUGCUCAUGUUGUGCUGAUCUGAUCACAAGGUUGCAAGGCACUGAAAGGUCUGGCAUAAAUUUUGGCCAAGGUUUCUGUAUUUGUGUCAAAUCCUUGCAG
This is a messenger RNA of Solanum verrucosum, 1757 nucleotides long. RefSeq names its product protein NUCLEAR FUSION DEFECTIVE 4-like. NCBI's taxonomy places the organism in Eukaryota, Viridiplantae, Streptophyta, Magnoliopsida, Solanales, Solanaceae. Bases 41 to 1675 code for a protein of 544 amino acids. The record is from RefSeq and is a predicted model, not a curated record. The transcript is spliced from 2 exons. Gene Ontology annotation, cellular component: membrane.